Ostertagia ostertagi is the source of this 183-nucleotide messenger RNA. The record is from the annotation of a GenBank genome assembly. Lineage: Eukaryota; Metazoa; Nematoda; Chromadorea; Rhabditida; Trichostrongylidae.
AUGAAGAAUAUCGUGAGACUAUCAGGAAAGCAAUGGCCUACAUAAGUGCUCGCACGUGCAUUAACUUUCGUGAAGAUCCAUAUGCUAAAGCCCGUGUUUACAUCACCAUAAGAGGCGAAUGUUCGACUGAUCCUGGCAUGUCAGGAAACAAACAAGAAAUGUGGCUGGGAGGGGGUUGCUAUU